AUGGCUGUCGGCGGCUGUUUCUGCGGCAAAGUCCGCGUCGAAUACAACGGCCAACCCCUGACAACAGCACUGUGCCACUGUCUCGAUUGUCGCAAACUUACCGGGGCCCUCUACACGUACAAUUUCGUCGUCAAAACCGCAGAGUUGAACAUCACUGGAAGUCCAAAAGCAGUGCCAAAAACAUCGGAUAGCGGAAAUGAUAUCAAGAAUUAUUUCUGUCCUGAUUGUGGCACGCCGCUUUAUGGACACAAGAUAAAGCCCAAUGGAGAGGCUGAGGAGGUUACGAUCGUCCGGGCAGGGAUCUUUGAUGAUACGGAGAUUUUGGAUGAAGGGAGGCCUGCGGUGGAAAUAUACACUGAGAGUCGAUUGAAGUGGCUGAGUCCUGUCGAGGGGGCUGGGCAAUUUAUUGGCAUGUUGUCUGUACCUUCACUUGAUGAUGCUUGA
Penicillium roqueforti is the source of this 444-nucleotide messenger RNA. RefSeq names its product GFA family protein. NCBI's taxonomy places the organism in Eukaryota, Fungi, Ascomycota, Eurotiomycetes, Eurotiales, Aspergillaceae. The transcript is spliced from 3 exons. Gene Ontology annotation, molecular function: carbon-sulfur lyase activity. The record is from RefSeq and is a predicted model, not a curated record. Bases 1 to 444 code for a protein of 147 amino acids.